Molecule: messenger RNA, 1261 nt
Organism: Saccostrea echinata
Lineage: Eukaryota; Metazoa; Mollusca; Bivalvia; Ostreida; Ostreidae
Product: CDAN1-interacting nuclease 1-like
Exons: 1
Coding region: 60-899 (279 amino acids)
Source: RefSeq, a predicted model, not a curated record
GAGUUGAAAUUUGACAGUUAUUUACAGAUAAGGUCAGUUAACAAGUGUCUGUUGUGAAAAUGAAACUCUCAGUGUACAACUCCAUUAUAGAAAUUAUGCACACACACAACUCGAGGGAUUGCUUACCGCUGAUCGUGAAACAAUACCCGGAAUUUUCCUUAUCUACGAUUGGAAGUAUAUACGCUCAAGAUUUUCAAAAGAAAAUGAGAAAAACACAUCAUAUUCAUUAUAAUCCAGCAAGAAUGGAACUAUACUAUGAACACUAUCUGAGAGGGAUAAACAACAAAGAACGACACGUAUUAUUAAAGUUAGCUGAUGAGGUGGAGUUGUCACCUGCUUUGUUAGCAAGAAUGGUACUCGAACGGCAUUUGUCGGCAACAAAGUAUGAAGGAGAUGCCCCACCAAAGAGUUAUGUUACUAAAUUAAUGAAAGACACUUCUCUCAUAAACGACCCAUUACUGGCAUCAGAAAUCCAUGAGUGUCUUGUCUGUGAUGAUCACUAUGGACCACAUGUUGACAAUAUUAAACAAUUCAUUGGGAAUGAGCAUGAGUAUAAACUUAAUAGAAUUUUAGAUUCAUUGAAUUUAGCGUACAUUGGUGAGGAUCAAAUGAGAACAAGGGGUUUUGAUAAGACUCCUGAUGUUAAAUUAGAAGUCCCUUUCAGUGUAGAUGGUCAUGUUAUCAACUGGAUAGAGAGUAAAGCCUCUUUUGGUGAUGAAUACAGUCAUAAGGGUUAUCUAAAGGAUCAGUUCUGGAGUUACUGGAAUAGGUUUGGCCCAGGAAUGGUCAUCUAUUGGUUUGGAUUCAUUGAAGAACUUGACACAGACAGAGAGAAAGGAAUAAUUUUGAGUGAUAAAUUCCCAGAUAAUAUUGUCAGAAUGAAUCCCAUAAUGAAAUAAUCAUAGUGUGAACGAAAAAAUGAAUGAGUUUUCCUUAUAUGAGGUUCAUUAUUUUCAAAGACAUCAUGUCAUUGUUUUUUUUUUUCUGAAAAUGAUUGUGAUAUAUGUGAAUGUAUUUUACUUAUAGUUAUGUUAAUAACUUUGUGGUAUGGUAUGAAAUGAAAAGCAGAAAGAUUUUGUUAAAAUAAUGUUCACUCUGAAAUGUAAGCUAGCAUUUCCACAAUUUAAAUAUGUUUAAGUGGGAUUCAUUGCAAUUUUUUUUUUACAGUUAAUGUGAAAUGAAGAAGUAUUUUUUUUUGACCACUUUAAUUUUUCAAGUUUUAUUGUACUCUAUAUUUAAGUGGGGAUAAUAAACUUUUACA